Molecule: messenger RNA, 1049 nt
Organism: Paramecium sonneborni
Lineage: Eukaryota; Ciliophora; Oligohymenophorea; Peniculida; Parameciidae
Source: the annotation of a GenBank genome assembly
AUGACAGAAAAGACUCCUAAAUUUGGUGAUGAUGAUGUGGCUGAAGCAUUAUAGGAAAGAAAUUUUGAUAAAAAUAAAAUUAAAUAGGUAAAUUAAUCAUUAUCAAUAAAUUAAACAUUUAUGACAGAAAAUUUAAUACUUAAAAAUUCUAUUGAAUUUCUUAAAUAUUUAAAGAAUAUUGUGAUAUCUUUUGAAUAAUUUAUUAAAUCUUUAGGAAUAUCAUUCUCGAAUACUUAAUUUGGAUAAAAAUAUUUUAGAUGUAAGAGUUGGAAUACAGGGACCAAAAAUUAAUUAUAAUUAGUAAUUGAUAAUUAAGAUCAAUAAAUGGUUUAAGUAUGUUUACAUAAUUGUUUUGAAACAUUUGGGCCAAACAAAACUAAAAUUAAAGCUAAAGGAUAAACAACACUUCUUUAUUCAUCAAUUUAAAGAGAAUUCUCUGUUAAAUAUGAUAGAUUAACAACAGAAGAAAAGAUUGUAAUAUUUUAAUAGCUUUUAUAUUCAUUUAAUCUUAAUAUAUUUGAAAAAGCAUGUGAGUAAAGUUAAGAAUAAUUUGAUAAAAACCCUAUUAUUUAAAACUCUUAUGAUUGUGGUUCUUAUAAGAGGUAUUUGUUAUUUUAUUAAAUUGAUAGAAUGAUUUUAUAUGAUAAUUCUAAAAUUUCAGUUGUUACAAUUUCAGUUAUAGGAGCAAAUAGAAGAAUGUGUGGUGUUAAAUUUUCAGUUUUUGAUGUUGAUACAACAUAAGAAAUUGGAGUUUAUUUACCAACAUCAUAAGGUGAAUGGGACUUGAGAUCCUUAGAUAAAUAAAAAAUUAAAUCAUCUGUUGAAAAUGUUCCUUUUGCAGAGUUUUUCCUUACCUAAAUUAUUAAAUGUCCUAUUACUACCUAAGUAAUACUUAUUUAUAAUACUAGAUUCUAUUUAAGAAAAUAUUAAAGGCAGAUACUAAAAAUAAUUAAAUCAAUAGUAACGAAAUAAAUAAUCGAAAGGCAUUUAUUGAAAGAAUAGAUAAUCUAAUAACAUGUUAAGAAGUAUUGGCUGCUUCUUUAAAUUGA